AUGUCUGCUAAAACUUUGAAAGCAAUUGUCUUUGACAAGGAUACCGUCUCAUUGGAUAUCUUGGAUCAGCUCGUACUCCCAUAUUCGACCACAUACCUCCACAUUCAAUCUAUUGAAGAUGCCUUCUCUGCCAUCAAGUUGAUGCAAGUACGUGGAGCUCCAGCUAUUGCUAUUGUUGGAGCAUUUGCUAUUGCCGUCGAUACCAAGAACUAUUUGAAGUCUGGUGCCAAUGAUUCUGACAAAACCGUGGCCAACUUGCUUGCUUCCAUCGACUACUUAGUGACCUCCAGACCAACAGCAGUGAAUCUCUCCAAUGCUUGCACUGAGAUCAAGCACUUGUUGAAGGAGAAAUUUGACGAGUCCCACUUGGUGGAUGAUGAGGUAUUCAAGGUCCUUUUUGAUUAUUCGGUGGCAUUGCAUGAAGACGACUUGGCCAACAACUACAAAAUUGGAGAAAACGGCUUGAAGUACAUCACCGAGACCUUGAAAAGCCAAAACUUCAAGGGCCCCUUCUCUAUUGUAACCAUUUGUAAUACAGGUUCUUUGGCUACUUCUGGCCACGGAACUGCUUUGGGUAUCAUUCGUUCUGUUCAUGAGAAAUUGUCGAAAUCCGUUUCUGCUGAAAAUUUCUGGUUCGAACAUGCCUAUCCUUUGGAGACUCGGCCAUACAACCAGGGUGCAAAGUUGACAACAUAUGAAUUACAAUACGAACAGAUUCCAUUCACUCUUAUUUGUGACAAUAUGGCUACGUCGUUGAUUUCGACUUUGAAAAAGGGCAAGCCUAUCAAGGACAGUGCAGCACCUGUGAAGUUCAUCAUCGUGGGUGCAGACAGAGUUGUCAAGAACGGAGACUCUGCCAACAAGAUCGGAACUUAUCAAUUGGCUGCCAUUGCUGACAGUUUCAACUCGAAAUCUUCUACGAAGGAAGAACUCAUCAAGUUUAUUGUUGCUGCUCCAAAAACCACUAUUGAUUAUGCAACUGAAACUGGUGAUGAUAUUGUCAUCGAAGAAAGACCUGCCAACGAGUUAACUACACUCAAAGGGCCGCUUCUAGACGCAGAAGGUGCAAUUGGAGAAAAGGUGACGGUGGGAAUUGCUACUCCUGGUAUUCAAGUGUGGAACCCGGCAUUUGAUGUUGCUCCUCAUGAAUUGAUUGACUGUAUUGUUACUGAGGAUCGUCCAAUUGAGAAGGUGCAAGGCAAAUUUGAGCUUUGA
Molecule: messenger RNA, 1215 nt
Organism: Sungouiella intermedia
Lineage: Eukaryota; Fungi; Ascomycota; Pichiomycetes; Serinales; Metschnikowiaceae
Source: the annotation of a GenBank genome assembly